This is a messenger RNA of Salpingoeca rosetta, 3764 nucleotides long. RefSeq lists its product as uncharacterized. The record is from RefSeq and is a predicted model, not a curated record. The transcript has 29 exons. NCBI's taxonomy places the organism in Eukaryota, Choanoflagellata, Craspedida, Salpingoecidae. Gene Ontology annotation, cellular component: lysosomal membrane; AP-type membrane coat adaptor complex. Gene Ontology annotation, biological process: endosomal transport. The coding region runs from base 129 to 3623 and encodes 1164 amino acids.
CGAAACGCGAAGUUGUGGAGAAAGUGGCAACAAGAGAGAAGACGACAAGAAGAAGCAAAGAAGCAAAAGGGAUCGUGCAAACACAAACACAAUUCUCACCGUGCAACCACACCAGAGCAGAGGCAACAAUGCCAUCGGGGCUGGCGAGGGCACUGCUUGACCUUGCCGUGGUUGAAGGGGUGGAGCAACCCCAGACAUGGAACGCCGAGAGUGGGGCGCCCAGGCCAGGCGCGGCCAGUGUUGGCAGUCCAUGGUUCACCCUCCUCCAACAUGCACAGAAAGGCAACAUCCUCAAGCACCUGGCAUCGCGACGAGUGGACCGGUCCGAGUUUGUCGCAGCUUUGCUGGAGAGUUUGGACGACCAGACUCGGUCUGAUAGCAUUCAUGCGCAGGUGCUGCAGUUAUUGGCAGAAUGGAGCGACGUGCUGCUUGCGCCUCCAGAGGAUCCAAGCGAGACCAUCGCCCAUCUCAUAUCAAAGUGCACGACCAUGAUGUCGGAUCGCAUGAAGUUCAAGGCCAAGCUCAUCUCCACCAUCACAACGCUCAUCCUCGUUCAUGAUUACACUGAGAAGGGCUUUCAGAGCUUCAUCAACUUCAACAUGCUGUCGGUGUUGGCUGGCGACGAUGUCGUGGAGACGGCACUGCUGCGGCGCAUCGUCUGCCACUGCCUCAUUGACCUUGAGCUUGCCAUGCCCGGCCUCCUCAGCCAUAAGCUUGGCCACAUCUACCAGUUGGCACAGACGCAAACCACCAUCACGGCGCAGGCGUACGCGCAGCUGCUUGCUGUUGUCAUGCGCAAUGCGUGUGCGGUUCUCCGCAUCCAAAGCACGCACAAGUGGCGAGCGGACAUCCUCAGCAGGGUGCCACCGGAGCUUGUGGCCUCGCACCGCCUCAACUUCCAGUCGCUCCUCUCUGUUGACGACGAAGCACUCACGCCGUUCUUCUUCCCGCCCGAAGUGCUGGAUGGGCCGCUACCACUGUCCUCCUUCCUUGCACGCCCAUCGCCACCGCCGCCAUCAUCGCGGCAUGCACACGACACCCGCCGCUCUGCUCCAAACACACCCCAGCGUCGCGGUGCAGCAAAACCGUCCACCUCUGCAGCCACCACUGUCAGUGCUGCUGCUGUAUCAUCAUCCGCUGCCUCGACUGUUGUCCCAGAGAGCGCCAUCGUCGGCCCGCCCGGGAUUCUGGCAGCCGCGCAGCCUGUUGAGUCCAAGCAAGCUGGCGAGGACGCCAUUCAGCGCUGCGUCUCGUUCCUGUCAACGGCGGCCUCAAACGCCACCGCGCCCAGCAUGGCGCACACGCUGCACGCGCUCGCAACCCUGCUGUCCCAAACGAACCUGUCCAACCAGGUGUUUCACGUGACCGCUAAACGCCUGGAGCUGAGCGUGGACCACUGUGACAUCCACGCGUUGCUGAUGCUGCUGUCCAUAUUCCAGCAACGCCGCCUGCUGCGCACAAAGGAAAUUGUGUCCGUGCGUGUGCGUCUCCUUGAUCUUAUCCUGGACCCGCAGGUCCCCAAGUGGCGACGCCAACUGCUGUUCACGCUCUGCUUCUGUAACCGCAUGCUGCUCGGGAAGCACAAGACAAUUGAAGACUUUUUCCCGCGUGAAUUUGAAUCAAUAGAGAUGUGGACGCGGCAGGUGGACAUGCUUGCGAGUGUUGUUGGCCUUCAGGCGAUGGCGCGGAUUGAUUCCGACAGGCGAUCCGAGCAUUCGGACUCGAGAAGUACAAUCACAGAUACGUCUCUUCGUUUGGAGGUGCUCCCAGACAUGGGUGCGCUAUCCACCAUGUCUCCCGAUCACUGCCUUGGCAUUCUCCGCAGUGCCCUGGACUGCUUUCAAACAUACAUGUUUGCAGACAGCUUGGGCAUAUCUGCGGGCGCACGCGCGUUCUUUGCCACCGUGUACCGCAUCCUCGUCCACGCACCGCCACCGGUCACCCAGGAUGUGUCGGACUAUUUGCUUCGCCUCGUUGCAUCGCAGCCUGCGUUCCUCCCGCUGCUUGUCAACACUGUGACCGCUGUGAGCGAAACGCUUGGUGACACCACGCUCGCUACGGCCAUUCUCCGCAAACUUCAGGACCGAUUUGUGGCGACAGAAGCACAGACGUUGAUGCAGCACAUUGACGACUACCUCGUCCUCGUCCUCAGGUUGGCGCAGGUUGAAGGCAUUGCCCCCGCAACGUUUCUGCUGAAGCUCAAGGAGAUCCUCACAUCCACAGCAAUUUGUCGCCGCGGCGAGUGGAAUCGCGGCAAUAGACUGUUGCAAAUUUGUCGAUGCAUCAUGCAGCGCAACGUCACCGAGGCCAGCACGCUUCUGCCGCUGGGAGAUGUUCUUACCACAAUCUGGCAGUCCUACCGCAACAUCGACAUCCAGGAUCUGGCUCGCCUGCUGUACAUGCUGCUGGUGAAGGUGUCUGGCGCGCGUUUGGAGUCUGUGCUGGAGACAUCACUGGACGACCUCGAACAGGGCCGCAUUCAGGCGUUUCUUCCUGCUGACGACGUUGAUCGGACACGGCGCGAUCACGAGGGAAUCUUCAAGGCAACGCACCAGCUCCUCAUUCUCAAGAGAAUCAAGCCAAAGCAAGUCCGCAAGCGAGACACCAAGUACCGGAUGCAUGUGCGCAAGCCGAGUCUGACGAGUCUGGAGCGGGUGAUGACGGCGAGCAGCAGCAACGACCCCGUAGACGAACCGCUUGAGCUUCCGCCGGUCGAUGUCGACGUGUCGCUACGGGGCACCCUCGAUGCAGAUGGCGUCCUGAAGGCGUACGCCAAACACGUGCAGGCCAACAUGGCGCAGGCGAGCGUGCGUUUGCCGUGCCGUCUCUCUUAUGAGGUUGCGGCAGGCGUGGCCAAGAUUGUCCGGUGUCCCGAAAAAGUGUUUGCCAUCCAACUCAACCUCCACGAUGACGCUGGUCAUUUCCGGGAGACGGAGCCAGUGUACAUCCCGUGUCUGCGGCUGUUUCAGCGCUCGUCCAUGUCGACAGGAGAUGACGCGGAUGACAUGCGGGACGGCGCUGCUGUUGGAUCGGGAGUGCGCACGUUUUGGGACUUUGAGCUGCCGUGCCAUCCUGUCGAGCCGCGUCCCGCUGAUUUGCAUGCGACAGUGACGUACACGGACGACAGCGGCGCGUCGUGGCGAAGCAAGGUCGACGAUAUCCACGUGGCCUUCACUGAUUUGCUCCAGCAGCCAUCGCUGCCGUCGGGCUGGAUGUACCGCCGCGCCGGCAGCGACGAGGGGAUGACAGCGCGCCCGGAGGGCGAGGUGAACGCAUACAGGGAGGUGCUGUUUGGUGCUCUGUGGAGGCACGUUGGGGCGAACGCAGAUGCCUCUGGUGUCGUGUCGAGCAAGUCUCUCGAUAUGAGCGCGGCAGAGGCCGUGGCGUUCCUUCGCAAGCACUUUCAGCGGUUCAUGGUUGUAGCACGGAAGUCAGACAAGCAAGGCGAGCUGGCGCGACUGCAGAUCUUGAUCUUUGUUCCUCCACAAUAUCAUAUCUUGCUUGAUUGCCAAGUGCUGGCAUCGCGCACGCUCGUGCACAUUGCUUCCGACCACCUGUUGUCCGCCUCCCACCUCGAACGCCUCUUGCAUGACGAGAUGAUGCUUGCAGUUGGAGAUGCGUAGUGUGUCUACCUUCUUGUACGCGCGGUGUGUGUGUGUGUGUGUGUGUGUGUUGGACGCUGUCGUGGCAAUUCCUGGUGUAUUCCACUCGUUACUUCGUUACAAACAGGUCUUUCUCUCUGCUUCCUAGCGAGCUAGUUGCGC